AAUUAAAAUGUCAAAAAAUAAACGAUCGCAAGUUCCCGACGAGCCAGAAGUUCGAUUACCCUUUCCCCCCAAAAUUACUGCUCGUGAAGUAAUUUCGGACAAAAAAAAUGGCAAGAAAGCUAAAAAACCUCCGAACGCGUUUAUGAUCUAUCGAAAGGUCUUUUCUAGAGAACUGGCUAAAAAAAAUCUUCGUUUUCAACAAAAGAAAAUAUCUACUCUUUGUAGUAUUUCGUGGAAACAGGAGCCAGAAAAUGUAAAACAGGGUUAUCGUAGAUUAGCGCACGAUGCAGAUAAAAUAUUCCUACAAGAUUUACAAAACCAUUCGCAAUCACCUCAAUUACAUCUCCCACUUCCGCCACAACAAAUGCUUCCUCCAUCACAAUUAUUACAAUCGGAGAUGGAUAAACAUUUGAAAUGUUUUGAUGAUAUGGAAAGACAAAUGCUUCCUCCAUCACAAUUAUUGCAAUCGGAGAUGGAUAAACAUUUGAAAUGCUUUGAUGAUAUGGAAAGACAAAUGUUUCCUCCAUCUCAAUUAUUACAAUCGGAGAUGGAUAAUCAUUUGAAAUGCUUUGAUGAUAUGGAAAGACAAAUGUUUCCUCCAUCACAAUUAUUACAAUCGGAGAUGGAUAAUCAUUUGAAAUACUUUGAUGAUAUGGAAAGACAACAAGAAACUCAGUCAAUCGUUCCAAGCACUCUCGAUUCUUUAGACGUGAACCAGGGUUACAUUCAACAAUCGUAUUAUCCAAUUUACGGACCAAUUGAUCCAACUUUCUUUGAAGAAAAUUAUUAUUAUUUUCAUUGAAUUUUCAUGAUCAAAAAAAAAAAAUUUCGAUAAUAAAUUCUCUUCGCAUUUUAUUCUUUAUUUCGAUAUUCCGAUUAUAUUAAGUAUAGUUUAAGAUUA
Molecule: messenger RNA, 901 nt
Organism: Rhizophagus irregularis DAOM 181602=DAOM 197198
Lineage: Eukaryota; Fungi; Glomeromycota; Glomeromycetes; Glomerales; Glomeraceae
Source: RefSeq, a predicted model, not a curated record